Messenger RNA from Symbiodinium natans, 2163 nucleotides. The record is from the annotation of a GenBank genome assembly. NCBI's taxonomy places the organism in Eukaryota, Dinophyceae, Suessiales, Symbiodiniaceae.
AUGUCCGAUCCGGCCAGUGCUACUGAAGCCUCUGGUUCCGCCAGCAGAUGGGUCGCAGUCGCGGAGCAUCCUUUCCCGCCUGAGCCCCCGACCUUGCCUGCCUGUGCAGUGAUUGCCCUCGAGGCCCCUGCGCCUGGGCCGCUGACUGUGCUUUCGGAUAAAGGGGGGAGUUUAGGGAAUGCUUCUGUUGGGGGGAGUUUAGGGACUGCUUCUGUUCUUUCCGACAAUGUCUCAGUGUCCGAUGGCGACUUCAACGUCGCCGAAGAUGCAGGUGUUGGCCCACUGGGGGCUUGCUCUCCUGACCCUGAAGAUGACACCCGUCAUCCUGAUUCUGAGGGUUGUGCAGGUUUACCUCUCGAGUCCCGCGUUGACACCAGCUUCAUUGAUCAGAUUGUUUGCCAACAGGUUGUUGCAUCCCGAAAUUUGACGCAAAUCCGUCUGCCGUGGGAGCAAGGUCCUAUGAAGUGCAUUUUCAGUGAUGAUGCCGACUUUGCUGUGCAAUCCCCAUCCUUGGAGCCCUUGUUACCGCCAGAGGUGAGCACGCCUGAUCGGCUGGUCGAGUGCUUGGAGCAUGUGACCGACUUGAAGUCAUUCUUUCAAACCACGAUUUCUAAUGUUGCUGACUGCGAUAUUAAUGAGACCCUUGGAAGUUUGCUUCACAUUGCAAUCAAUAAGUUGUGUGUCGUCGUGGAACGGUGCACAGGACAGCCGCCCGACCCUGAGGACAUUGAGGCCAGGACGGGGCUCCGCAGCCCCUACACGUUGAUCAAGAGGGCCAAUUCCCUCCUCGCCUAUCUUCGUUGGGUCGAUGGUCAGCCCCUUGCAAAUCUGUCCUUCUCGGGUGUGUUCCAAGAGACUCUUGUUUGGGAACAUUUUCAGUACUUGAAGAAAGAAAACAAGCCUCCGACCAGCGGUUCGACGUUGCUUUCUGCCAUGCGGUUCUUGCACUACGUCCUUGAGGUGGAUGUGCAGGUAUGCAUUUCUAGCCGGCGCAUCGUCGGUGCCAGUCAGCAGUUGGCUGCUAAGACCCGUUGGCUCAAGCAGGCUCGUGCAUUAACAGUUGAUCAGGUUCGCAAAUUGCAUGAACUUCUCGAAGGCAGUGACGACCCCCUGUUGCGUUGCUUCGCUGCAUAUGCCUUGAUCGCCGUCUAUGGACGAUGUCGGCACUCUGACCUGCAGUGCAUCUGGGACCUGGAGUGCGAUUUCGAUGGUGUUUCGGGCUUUCUGCAGAUUCGAACAGGUCGUCACAAGACCUCGACCACCGCCAAGAAGAAAGCGCAGUUUUUGCAUAUCUUGGUCCCUGCACAGGGAGUGGUCUCUCGUCCCUGGCUGCCUCUUGCAAUCCAGGCGUUUGAAGCUGUUAACCUGUGUUUAAUUGGCAAGAUUGACGGGCCCAUUUUCCGCCCACCCCUUGAUGCUGAGUGCUCUGCCCUCUGUGCUCGCCCCGUGUCCUCGCAAGAAGUGUCCAGGAUGCUUCGUCAAGCCCUCGAUUUGCCUGAGGACUCCGGCGUGUCCUCCCAUUCCCUCAAGGUCACUGGCCUGUCCUGGGCAUCCAAGGCUGGCGCGCGCGCUGGCAUGGACCGUGAUACUUGUGCUGUCUUGGGUCGGCAUGCUCGCAAUCAACUCACGACUGAGGUUGUGUACAGCCGUGACCUCAGCGCGGCCCCGUCGUUGGCCUUUUCUCGCUUGUUGCAUCAGGUGGCUCUUGGGGUGUUCAUGCCAGAUGCUCCUUUGCGCGCUUUCUGGAGCGAGUCCUGUGAAGCCUCUCCUGGCCUAGCACCAAUUUUGCCUGUGGUGCGACCCUCCGGAGCCAUCAAAGUUGAAGAUUCCGCCUCCGAAGCCGCGGAGUCUGCGCAUGAGAGCAGCGAGGAUUCCUCCGCUUCUGAGGCCUCCCGAAGCAGCAGCUCGGACAGUGGGACCCCUUCCUCAAGCCCUCCCCUCAGCAAAAAGGCCCGCCGCUUUCUGCCUGAGACACGGGAUGAGUCCGACGUCUGGGUGAUCCACCGUCGUUCCCGCAAGUUGCACUUGGUCCGCGGCCAAAGAAAUCUUGAUGCGUGCCUUCAAGUUCUUGCAUGCGGACGUGUGCGCUCCGAUGCGUACAGAGUUGCCGAGGAUGCUGACCUGGAUGCGGUCGAGUGUCAAGGUUGCCGGCGAUGCAUUUGA